Eimeria mitis is the source of this 339-nucleotide messenger RNA. Its product is annotated as enhancer of rudimentary, putative. The transcript is spliced from 3 exons. Lineage: Eukaryota; Apicomplexa; Conoidasida; Eucoccidiorida; Eimeriidae. The record is from RefSeq and is a predicted model, not a curated record. The coding region runs from base 1 to 339 and encodes 112 amino acids.
AUGGAUGGGGUCUGCCAGCUGUACGAACAGGGCCUCAAGGCCUCUAACCCUCAACUCAGACAUAUUACUUAUGAUGUUACUGAUCUGUUCAACUAUGUUGACUCGCAGAAGCAGCAGCAACAGCAGCAGCAGCAGCAGAAGCUGCAGCAGCAGCAGAACAAGUUGCAGCAGCAGAAGCUGCAGCAGCAGGCAGAAGCAGCAGCAGCAGCAGCAGCAGAAGCUGCAGCAGCAGCAGAACAAGUUGCAGCAGCAGAAGCUGCAGCAGCAGCAGCAGAAGCUGCAGCAGCAGCAGCAGCAGCAACGGCAUAUUUGUCAGCCAGCACCGCUGCUGCUCAGUAG